AAGCAGUUGAGGUUAGAGGUCAAAGGUUUCUUGGAGGAGUUGCUAACGUGCUAACUUUGACUAGGAGCUGUUUAAGUGUCCAAAAGCUUAAAAUGGCAGAUGAUCAAGGAGAUGAAGUACCUACCCUGCCUUGUAUCUUAGUCACAAGUUGUGAUUCCAGCUUUAAAGAAGAGGAGCUCAUCAGACAGAUCUUGGGCUCAGAAUCACUACCUCAAGCUACCAAGAUAGAGGAAAGGGUUUCUUGGUAUCCAUGGACAAUCAACAACAAAUACUACACAGCAAAUGUCAGCUUAUGUGUUGUUUCAAGCCCAUUCGACAUGAAUACAGAGGUUGCCAGGUCUAUGCAAGCAUUCAUCGUUUACUUUGACAGCAAAACUAAAAACACCCUCAACAGUGUCAACUCCUGGUUACCUGUAGUGGAGGACUUGGCUCCAGAAGUGCUGAUCCUAGUGUGUGACCAUGCGUGUGACAGUGGUGUUAGUAAACAGGAGGCCCAGCAGUGGUGUCUGGCUCACGCUUUUGAAUUAGUAGAGCUCAACCCUCAAGAUCUACCUGAUGAAGAUGAUGACUUCCCAGAGUCUACUGGAGUAAAAAGAAUUGUUCAGGCCCUCAAUGCCAACGUGUGGUCCAGCGUUGAGAUGAAAGAUGAACACAAUCAGGGAUUUGGGCUUAUGAGCAGCCUGGUGGCAUCUCGUCACAACAACCCACGACCCAGUCAAGAGACACUGUCCUCUGUUUCCCCAUCCAACAGUACAGAUGAAGGCAUUGAGAGCCAGAGAGCAGAGGAUAACCAGAAUAUUGCAGUAGAUACAGCAGUCGAUCCCAUGAUUGACAUAGACAUACAAGAGUUGGCUAAUCUAACAGCUGGAGAUGCAGAUGUGGAGAAUUUUGAGCGACUUUUUACAAAAUUGAAAGAGAUGAAAGACAAGGCCUCUUCGCUGCCACAUGAACAGAGGAAAGUCCAUGCAGAAAAGGUCGCUAAAGCGUUCUGGAUGGCUAUUGGUGGAGACCAAGAUGAGAUUGACAGCUUGUCAUCAGGAGAGGAGAGUUAAGGCCCCAGCUUCCACUGUUGCUACUCAGCCCACCCUCUGAACCCCAAGUCAUCCCAAAUCUGUCCAGCCCAAGACACAUGGAAGAAAUGCAGGCAUGUCAGUGUCCAGCACCUCAAUCAGGCAGUACAGAGUGAUUAUGGGCUUUUGGCUUCAAACAUUGGAAUCACAGAGCCAUGGGAUGGGUUGCUGGGGGCAAGAUUGUUAUUUUGCCUGUUCUCUGGUGGUGUCAGUGCAAGUCUGCAGCCACAUACAAGGAUGAAGCCUAUGGCUCUGUCAAAAGAGUUGUAAAUCAAAUGAUGGAUGAGCUGACAAAAGUGGAUUGUUUUUAAACUUAUUUUUCCGAUGCAAGUCACAAUUACGGACUAUGCCUGUGCAUGUCAUUAGCUCUUCAUCAAUUAAAAGAACGAUCUGUCGAAUGA
Carassius gibelio (silver crucian carp) is the source of this 1471-nucleotide messenger RNA. It is a transcript of the gene aagab, whose product is annotated as alpha and gamma adaptin binding protein. The transcript has 10 exons. The record is from RefSeq and is a predicted model, not a curated record. NCBI's taxonomy places the organism in Eukaryota, Metazoa, Chordata, Actinopteri, Cypriniformes, Cyprinidae. Bases 93 to 1052 code for a protein of 319 amino acids.